This is a messenger RNA of Acanthisitta chloris (rifleman), 872 nucleotides long. RefSeq names its product MAK16 homolog (S. cerevisiae) (gene MAK16). Bases 18 to 872 code for a protein of 284 amino acids. Gene Ontology annotation, cellular component: nucleolus; preribosome, large subunit precursor. NCBI's taxonomy places the organism in Eukaryota, Metazoa, Chordata, Aves, Passeriformes, Acanthisittidae. Gene Ontology annotation, biological process: maturation of LSU-rRNA; maturation of 5.8S rRNA. The transcript has 9 exons. The record is from RefSeq and is a predicted model, not a curated record.
CACAGAUUGUCUGGAGUAUGCUGGGCAACAGGCAGUUCUGCUCCUACAAGAUGACGACCAAAACGCAGAACUUCUGCCGCAACGAGUACAACCUGACAGGGCUGUGCAACCGCUCCUCCUGCCCCCUGGCCAACAGCCAGUAUGCCACCAUCCGUGAGGAGAAAGGUCGGUGUUACCUGUACAUGAAGACGAUCGAGCGAGCGGCAUUCCCUCGGCGCCUCUGGGAGAGGGUCCUGCUAAGCAAGAACUACGAGAAGGCACUGGAGGAGAUUGAUGAGAACCUCAUCUACUGGCCAAGGUUCAUCAGGCACAAGUGCAAGCAGAGGUUCACCAAGAUCACUCAGUACCUGAUCCGCAUCCGCAAGCUGACGCUCAAGAGACAGAGGAAGCUCGUUCCGCUGCGCAGGAAGAUCGAAAGGCGUGAGAAGAGACGAGAGGAGAAAGCCCUGGUUGCUGCUCAGCUGGAUAAUGCCAUUGAGAAGGAGCUGCUGGAACGACUGAAGCAGGACACAUAUGGAGACAUCUACAACUUCCCCAUCCAUGCCUUUGACAAAGCCCUGCAGCAGCAGGAGGCAGAGAGUGAGAGUGAGUCGGAUGCAGACAAGGAAGAUGAAGAUGAAGAUGAGGAUGUGGAUAAAAGGGAGUUUGUGGAAGCAGAGGACAGUGACCUCAGCGACUUUGAGGACAUGGAUAAGUUGGAAACAAGCAGUGAAGAGGAGGAGCAGGAAGAGGAGGAAGUAGAGAAGGAAGCCUCUCACUCCAGGUCUAAAGGGAAAACUCCCCUGAAAGGACCAGCCAGAAGGAAACGUCCCUACAUUGAAAUAGAGUACGAAGAAGAAACAGAGCCAACCACCAAAAUGAAAGCAGCCUGA